Messenger RNA from Sphaeramia orbicularis (orbiculate cardinalfish), 2922 nucleotides. It is a transcript of the gene aifm1, whose product is annotated as apoptosis inducing factor mitochondrion associated 1. The coding region runs from base 185 to 2512 and encodes 775 amino acids. Gene Ontology annotation, molecular function: FAD binding; protein dimerization activity; NAD(P)H oxidase H2O2-forming activity. The transcript is spliced from 22 exons. The record is from RefSeq and is a predicted model, not a curated record. Gene Ontology annotation, cellular component: mitochondrion; cytoplasm. Lineage: Eukaryota; Metazoa; Chordata; Actinopteri; Kurtiformes; Apogonidae. Gene Ontology annotation, biological process: mitochondrial respiratory chain complex assembly; apoptotic process.
AUUACCCAUGACUCCCCUCAAAUGUAUGACCUGUCUCUGGCCUUGGCGUGUAGCGUGUGUCGGCAUUGCUAGGUACCACUGUGUGAAGCCGGCGGUUGUACAACAUUUAACGUUAAACAGUUAGUGUUCCCGUCCGACAAGCCGGCUAGUUAGCUGAAGACCGUUACAGCGGAGCUGAGCCACAAUGCUGAAAUGUAGAACAGUAUGGAAAAAGCUUGCACCUCUUGCUAGAUCUUCAUCAACUGUGUGCCGACAGAAUGUGAGAAGAGCAGUUUUGAACAAUGGCAGAACACCAGCACAGGUACCUGCAGCACACAUGUCCACUGGGCCUGCAGGAGGAGGGAGGGAAAAUCAGCUGUACGCCCUUCUGGUUGGAGCUGCCUGCCUUGGUGGAGGAAUAUAUGCAUACCGAACUGUAAAAGGAGACCAACGAAGAUAUGAGGAACGUCUCUCAGAAAUUGCUUCCAGACCACAUAGAGCAGCCCCACAAGAAACACUGUCUGAGCCAGAGCCUCUGGCUGCAGAAGCUGCUGAAACAGAGGGUGUCCCAGCAGUCCCAGCUCCAGAGCCAGAACCACAAGCAGAACCGUCACCAGAAGAGCCAAGUCCUCCAGCACCUGAAGCUGAAGUCGUAGCUCCUAGUGAAACAACUGAAAUACCACCAGCAGAUGAACCUGUGGAAGCAGCACCAGUGGAGGCAGCACCUGUAGUAGAGGAGGCAGCAGAACAACCUGCUGCAGCUGUAGUAGAGGAAACAGAACAACCUGCUGCAGCUGUAGUAGAGGAAACAGAACCUGCUGCAGCUGUAGUAGAGGAAACAGAACAACCUGCUCCACCUGUAGCAGAGGAGGCAGCAGAACAACCUGCUGCAGCUGUAGUAGAGGAGGUGAUAGCAGAGCCAUCACCCACACCUGAAGUGUCAGAGCCACCCCCUGCAGCUGUUGUGGAGAGUGAACCCACAGCAGAAGCAGCAGAAACCCCGUCAGCUGAAUCACCUGAGCCUCAGCCUGAAGUUGUGGCAGAGAGCGGAGGAGAUGUUGCACCCGUUGCCUCUAAGAUCCCCUCACACGCCCGCUACCUCCUUAUUGGUGGAGGUACCGCCUCUUUCGCUGCUGCCCGGUCAAUUCGAGCCAGAGACCCCGGUGCCAGGGUACUGAUUGUGACUGAUGAGCCAGAUCUUCCAUACAUGAGACCACCUCUGUCUAAGGAGCUGUGGUUCUCUGACGACCCCAGUGUGACAGAAACACUCCGUUUCAAACAGUGGAAUGGAAAGGAAAGGAGCAUCUACUUCCAGCCACCAUCAUUUUAUAUUAAUCCAGAAGAGUUGAACAGUGCAGAAAAUGGAGGGGUGGCAGUUCUCACGGGGAAAAAGGUUGUCCACAUGGAUGUGAGAGGAAACAAAGUAAAACUGGAUGACGACACAGAGAUUGCUUACGAUAAGUGUUUGAUUGCUACAGGGGGAGUGCCUAGGAAUCUGCAGGUCAUUGAAAGAGCAGGAGAGGAGGUGAUGAGCAAGACAACUUUGUUCCGCAAGAUCGAGGACUUUAAAUUAUUGGACAAGGUCUCCAGAAACAUCAAAUCCGUUACAAUCAUCGGUGGCGGCUUCUUGGGCAGCGAGCUAGCCUGCGCCCUUGGCCGGAGAUCAGCUGAGUCUGAUCUGGAGGUGAUACAGAUGUUCCCUGAGAAGGGCAACAUGGGCAAAGUGCUGCCGGAGUAUCUGAGCAACUGGACAACAGAAAAAGUCAAGAAAGAGGGUGUAAAGAUCAUCUCAGAAGCUUUGGUCAAGUCUGUGGUCGCCAAAGAUGAUAAGUUAGAAAUUCUGUUGAAGGAUGGCCGAUUGGUUAAAACUGAUCACAUUGUUGCAGCUGUUGGCUUGGAGCCCAAUGUUGACCUUGCCAAAUCAGCAGGUCUGGAAGUGGACUCGGACUUUGGUGGCUAUAGGGUCAAUGCAGAGCUGCAGGCCAGGUCCAAUAUCUGGGUGGCUGGAGAUGCUGCAUGUUUCUACGACAUCAGACUGGGUCGCAGGCGAGUGGAACACCACGACCACGCUGUUGUGAGUGGCAGAUUAGCAGGAGAGAACAUGACCGGAGCCAGCAAACCUUACUGGCAUCAGUCUAUGUUCUGGAGUGACCUGGGACCUGAUGUAGGCUACGAGGCAAUCGGGAUUGUCGACAGCAGUCUACCAACAGUCGGAGUGUUUGCCAAAGCCACUGCAAAGGACACACCUAAAGCAGCUACAGAGAAGUCAGGAACUGGAAUCCGCUCAGAAAGUGAGACGGAGGACACCGCUGUCAGCCCCGUGGCCUCCUCCACACCUGCUCCCCCCACGGUGGGGCACAAGGACGACUACGGCAAAGGGGUCAUCUUCUACCUUAGAGACAAAGUGGUUGUGGGCAUUAUUCUGUGGAACGUGUUCAACCGAAUGCCCAUCGCGAGAAAGAUAAUCAAGGAUGGAGAGGAGCACGCAGAUCUGAACGAAGUGGCCAAGCUGUUCAACAUCCACGAGGAUUAAAAUGGAAGCUGACGCUCACUUCAGGAACCGACUUUCACUUCACAUGAAGGCUGAACUUUUCCAGUCGAUGCCACAGUCUUGAAGACAUGGCUGUUCAUACAAAUACAACGGGAGGAUCAAUGUAAAUUAUGUCAUGUUGCUGAAAUAUUUUCGUAUCUGAAAUUUUUAUUCACUGCAAAGGUUUUGUUGCUGCUUAUUUUUUUCCUCCUCCAUCAGGUUUUCAUCUGUCUGCUUCCAACCAAACAUUCUGCUCCUGUUUUUUUUUUUUUUUUUUUUUUUUAAUUCUAGUCAAAGUGUGUCUGCUUUUCCCCACCAGGCUGGUAAUGUUGUUCAUGGGUUACUGUGUUCAUCUGUGUGAUUCAAGCAGCUUGAUGUGAAACAGCUGCAAUAAAAACUAUUUUUAAAUUGGA